AUGAAUCAAAUACCAAGCACCAUCACAUACCCUAGCCCUAUUCACCACAGUACCAUCACAUACCCUAGCCCUAUUCACCACAGUACCAUCACAUACCCUGGCCCUAUUCACCACAGUACCAUCUCUAGCCCUAUUCACCACAGUACCAUCACAUACCCUGGCCCUAUUCACCACAGUCCCAUCACAUACCCUAGCCCUAUUCACCACAGUACCAUCACAUACCCUAGCCCUAUUCAUCACAGUAUCAUCACAUACCCUGGCCCUAUUCAUCACAGUAUCAUCACAUACCCUGGCCCUAUUCACCACAGUACCAUCACAUACCCUGGCCCUAUUCACCACAGUACCAUCUCUAGCCCUAUUCACCACAGUCCCAUCACAUACCCUGGCCCUAUUCACCACAGUACCAUCACAUACCCUAGCCCUAUUCACCACAGUACCAUCACAUACCCUGGCCCUAUUCACCACAGUACCAUCAUACCUAGCCCUAUUCACCACAGUACCCAUCACAUACCCUGGCCCUAUUCACCACAGUACCAUCUCUGCCCUAUCACACAGUCCAUCACAUACCCUGGCCCUAUUCACCACAGUACCAUCACAUACCCUUGCCCUAUUCACCACAGUACCAUCACAUACCCUGGCCCUAUUCACCACAGCACCAUCACAUACCCUAGCCCUAUUCACCACAGUACCAUCACAUACCCUGGCCCUAUUCACCACAGUACCAUCUCUAGCCCUAUUCACCACAGUACCAUCUCUAGCCCUAUUCACCACAGUACCAUCCCUGGCCCUAUUCACCACAGUACCAUCACAUACCCUGGCCCUAUUCACCACAGUACCAUCUCUAGCCCUAUUCACCACAGUCCCAUCACAUACCCUGGCCCUAUUCACCACAGUACCAUCACAUACCCUAGCCCUAUUCACCACAGUACCAUCACAUACCCUGGCCCUAUUCACCACAGUACCAUCUCUAGCCCUAUUCACAACAGUACCAUCACAUACCCUGGCCCUAUUCACCACAGUACCAUCUCUAGCCCUAUUCACCACAGUACCAUCACAUACCCUGGCCCUAUUCACCACAGUACCAUCUCUAGCCCUAUUCACCACAGUAUCAUCUCUAGCCCUAUUCACCACAGUAUCAUCUCUAGCCCUAAUCACCACAGUAUCAUCUCUAGCCCUAUUCACCACAGUACCAUCACAUACCCUGGCCCUAUUCACCACAGUACCAUCUCUAGCCCUAUUCACCACAGUAGCAUCCCUGGCCCUAUUCACCACAGUACCAUCUCUAGCCCUAUUCACCACAGUACCAUCUCUAGCCCUAUUCACCACAGUACCAUCACAUACCCUAGCCCUAUUCACCACAGUAUCAUCUCUAGCCCUAUUCACCACAGUAUCAUCCCUGGCCCUAUUCACCACAGUAUCAUCCCUGGCCCUAUUCACCACAGUACCAUCCCUAGCCCUAUUCACCACAGUAUCAUCUCUAGCCCUAUUCACCACAGUACCAUCACAUACCCUGGCCCUAUUCACCACAGUACCAUCACAUACCCUGGCCCUAUUCACCACAGUACCAUCUCUAGCCCUAUUCACCACAGUAGCAUCCCUGGCCCUAUUCACCACAGUACCAUCUCUAGCCCUAUUCACCACAGUACCAUCUCUAGCCCUAUUCGCCACAGUACCAUCACAUACCCUGGCCCUAUUCACCACAGUACCAUCUCUAGCCCUAUUCACCACAGUAGCAUCCCUGGCCCUAUUCACCACAGUACCAUCUCUAGCCCUAUUCACCACAGUACCAUCUCUAGCCCUAUUCGCCACAGUACCAUCACAUACCCUAGCCCUAUUCACCACAGUAUCAUCUCUAGCCCUAUUCACCACAGGUAAUCCCUGGCCUAUUCACACAGUAUCAUCCCUGGCCCUAUUCACCCACAGUAUCAUCCCUGGCCCUAUUCACCACAGUACCAUCCUAAGCCCUAUUCACCACAGUAUCCAUCUCUAGCCCUAUUCACCCAGUACCAUCACAUACCCUAGCCCUAUUCACCACCGUAGCAUCCCUGGCCCUAUUCACCACAGUAUCAUCUCUAGCCCUAUUCACCACAGUACCAUCUCUAGCCCUAUUCACCACAGUACCAUCUCUAGCCCUAUUCACCACAGUAUCAUCUCUAGCCCUAUUCACCACAGUACCAUCUCUAGCCCUAUUCACCACAGUACCAUCUCUAGCCCUAUUCACCACAGUACCAUCUCUAGCCCUAUUCACCACAGUAUCAUCUCUAGCCCUAUUCACCACAGUACCAUCUCUAGCCCUAUUCACCACAGUACCAUCUCUAGCCCUAUUCACCACAGUAUCAUCUCUAGCCCUAUUCACCACAGUAUCAUCUCUAGCCCUAUUCACCACAGUAUCAUCCCUGCCCUAUUCACCACAGUACAUCUCUAGCCCUAUUCACCACAGUAUCAUCCUAGCCCUAUUCACCACA
Messenger RNA from Coregonus sp. 'balchen', 2465 nucleotides. Lineage: Eukaryota; Metazoa; Chordata; Actinopteri; Salmoniformes; Salmonidae. The record is from the annotation of a GenBank genome assembly.